Messenger RNA from Ilex paraguariensis (yerba mate), 319 nucleotides. Lineage: Eukaryota; Viridiplantae; Streptophyta; Magnoliopsida; Aquifoliales; Aquifoliaceae. The record is from the annotation of a GenBank genome assembly.
AUGACAAAGGAUAAGAAGGACGACGACGACAAAAAUGAGAAGAAACAGGAGGAGGAUAAGGAAAAAGGAGAGAGGAGAAGGAGGAGGAGGAGGAGGAGUAGGAGAGGGGAAAGAAGAGGAAAAUUGGGAGGGAGGAGGAAAUUGAUGGAGUUGGAGGAGGAAGAAGGAGGAGCAGGAGAGGAGAAAGAGGAGGAAAAUUGGGAGGAAGAAGGGAGGAGAAGGGGAAUCAAGAGGUUGACGAGGAAGAAAGAGAGAGGAAAGAGAGAAGGAGGAAGAGGAGACUGAAGAAGAACAAGAACAAGAAGUAGAAGGAGAAGGA